Labrus bergylta (ballan wrasse) is the source of this 3611-nucleotide messenger RNA. RefSeq names its product Raf-1 proto-oncogene, serine/threonine kinase a (gene raf1a). Gene Ontology annotation, molecular function: protein kinase activity; ATP binding. Gene Ontology annotation, biological process: Ras protein signal transduction; protein phosphorylation. The record is from RefSeq and is a predicted model, not a curated record. Gene Ontology annotation, cellular component: cytoplasm. NCBI's taxonomy places the organism in Eukaryota, Metazoa, Chordata, Actinopteri, Labriformes, Labridae.
AUGCUUGCAACUCUUGUUAUGACUGCGAGGUCCUGUUUCAAUCACUGGCGUCAGACGGACGCUCGACACCAAGUCAAACCUUUUUCCACCUUCUCUUCUAACAACGUAAAUAUUGAUUGAAACGCGGAGCAUUACCGAGCCACUUCAGGCUGCUUCACGUUGAAAGUCCUCCGCGGGACUUAAGGAAAUCCUUCGCCAUGUCACUUUGAGGGUUUCCGACGGAUUUUUUUUUUCGCUUUUACUUGCCGACAUUUGGAGAUAUAACUUUUCCUCUAUUAUAUCAAGACUAUUCAUAAACUAGACCAGCCUGUGACCUUCGCCGCUUUCUUCAACGGUACAUUAAGCGAAUACCAAAUAAUUUGCUUCAACUUUCAGGGUCCUUUCCAACUUUUUUUCCCUUUUUCUUUGAAUGCGUUGCAAAUAUGAUGAUGUCACCGACGCCACUUUUUCCUGAAGUUAUGGCGGAGCGCAACUUUUCUAACUUCUCUUGACCAUUGCGAGUAUUUGACUUAACUAAUGGAGCACCUCCAGGGAGCGUGGAAGACCCUGAGCAACGGCUUCGGAAUGAAGGACUCUUCGUUUGAGGGCCCGUGCCUCUCGCCAACCAUGGUCCAGGGUUUUCCCUGCCAGCGACGCUCCUCAGAUGACAGCAAGAUGCCAGACUCCAAGACGAGCAGCACUAUCCGUGUCUACCUCCCAAACCAGCAGCGCACUGUGGUAAAUGUGCGACCAGGUCUGACUCUGUACAGUUGCUUGAUAAAAGCAUUAAAGGUGCGAGGUCUGCAGCCUCAGUGCUGCGCUGUCUUCAGGCUGCAUCCAGGGCAGAGGAGUAAAAAGCUCCGGAUGGAUUGGAACACUGACUCCACCUCGCUUAUUGGAGAAGAGCUGCUGGUGGAGGUUUUGGAUCACGUUCCCUUGACAACACAUAAUUUUGUUCGGAAAACAUACCUGAAACUUGCAUUCUGUGAUAUUUGCCAGAAGUUUCUUUUGAACGGUUUCCGUUGCCAAACCUGCGGCUACAAGUUCCAUGAGCAUUGUAGCACCAAAGUACCCACGAUGUGUGUGGACUGGAGCAAUAUCCGACAACUUCUGCUGUGUCCAACACCUGGUGAGAGCUCCGGCCCGUCACUGCCCUCGCUGACGUCCCGUCGAAUGAGAGAGUCCUUAACUCGGUUUCCAAGCUCUGCCCACCGAUAUUCCACCCCUCAUGCCUUCAACUACACCACGCCCUACCCACCCACAGGCGGCGGUCUCUCCCAGAGGCAGCGCUCCACCUCCACGCCAAAUGUCCACAUGGUCAGCACCACCCUGCCUGUAGACAGCAGUAUGAUUGAGCUAGACUGCCUGAAUACCUUCCCCAGCUCGUGGUGCCAUAGAUUCUGGCUGAAGAGGAAAGUAGGUAUUGUGCACUUCCCCCAGUCUUAUGUUGAGGCCUCACCUGAGAGUCCAGAAAAGGAUGCGAUGCGUGAUCAUGACUCCGCUGGCAGUUCCCCUAACCAGAGCCCUACUGGCUGGUCCCAGUCUCAUUCUAAAGCCCCUGCACCUGCCCAGAGAGAGAGGGCCACAUCCUUCAACACUCAGGAGAAAAAUAAAAUCAGGCCUCGGGACAAGAGGGACUCGAGCUACUACUGGGAGAUCGAGGCCAGCGAGGUGUAUCUGAACUCCCGCAUCGGUUCAGGCUCCUUUGGAACUGUAUACAAAGGGAAAUGGCAUGGUGAUGUAGCAGUGAAGAUCUUAAAGGUGACUGACCCCACACCAGAGCAGCUACAGGCAUUCAGAAAUGAAGUGGCAGUCCUGAGAAAAACACGACACGUCAACAUCCUGUUGUUCAUGGGCUACAUGACGAAAGACAACCUGGCCAUUGUGACCCAGUGGUGUGAGGGCAGCAGUCUCUACAAACACAUUCAUGUUCUGGAGACUAACUUUAAGAUCAUCCAGCUCAUGGACAUUGCCAGGCAGACAGCUCAGGGCAUGGACUAUCUGCAUGCAAAGAACAUCAUUCAUCGAGACAUGAAGUCCAACAACAUCUUUUUGCAUGAAGGGCUAACCGUGAAAAUCGGUGACUUCGGUCUCGCUACGGUGAAGGCUAGAUGGAGCGGCUCCCUUCAGGUGGAGCAGCCGUCUGGAUCUAUUCUCUGGAUGGCUCCUGAAGUUAUCCGGAUGCAGGAUAACAAUCCCUACAGCUUCCAGUCCGAUGUCUAUUCCUAUGGAAUUGUUCUCUUUGAGCUCUUGACGGGAGAGCUCCCGUACUCCCACACAGCAAACAGAGACCAGAUUAUCUUCAUGGUGGGAAGAGGCUACUUGUCACCAGACCUCAGUAAGCUCUACAAGAACUGCCCCAAAGCCAUGAAAAGGUUGGUGGCCGACUGCAUCAAGAAGUCCAAGGAUGAAAGGCCGCUUUUCCCGCAGAUCUUGUCAUCCAUUGAGCUUCUUCAGCAUGCCCUCCCUAAGAUAAACCGCAGUGCCUCAGAACCGUCCCUGCACAGAGCCUCUCACACUGAGGAUAUCAAUGCCUGCACUCUGACCUCCACCAGACUGCCUGUUUUCUAGAGGCUCGGACUGCACUGCCCCUCCUCUUCUCCAUCUUUGAAUUAUCCAAAAUCGGCUGACUUCUCUACCUACAGAUGCCAGUUUAUACCUACAAUUGUACAAGCAAUCAUACAUAAACCCGUGCUAAUCAAUGAAAUAUGUAAAAAAAAAAAAAAAAAAAAAAAUGAGAGGAGGAGGUCCACCUGAGAUUUACAACGGAAGGGAGUGCAGGUUGGCAGGUGAUACCUCGAGCAGGUCCCUUGCUUAUCGCUGCAAUUAUAAAGAAGUUUGCAAAGGCUCCAUGGUGCCAAUGCAUUUGGUAAUGUAAAAUGCAUUCGGUUUUGUAAAUACAUGCACGCACACCUACCUAAUACAACAAUAAAUGAACACUGAAGGAAGUUAAAGAGAAAGACAGAUACUGUAUUUUUCUCUUGACUCUGGUUCUACGAUGUGAAGAACACCCUUCUAUGUUGCCGUCCUGGUUUCUGAUGAAGAGGACCUUUUGAAGCUUAAAUGCCUUAAGAGGAAACAAAGCCUGGACUUAGAUCCCGCACAAUUCACCUCCUCCUCAUCACAAACAGAGUUGUUGGAUGUAGUCCGUUUUGUUGCACAGUAAUGUUUUUUUGUUGUUGCAUUGUCUUAAAUGAUAAUGGAGUAGAUAUGGGAAAUUAUUGUCUUUUUGUUAUGUUGUUCUUUUAAUAGUCUUUAUUCUUUGGGUCAUUCUGCAGGAAUUCUAGCCGGUCAGACAGUGAGCAUGAGUGGUGAUUGGAAAAAACUGGAUUUGCACAGUUUAGCAAAAAGUUAUAUUCCAACGGUCUCCUCACAUUGGCUUCACUGCUCACUGCGCGAGUAAACGUAUCUGUAGAUUACCACACAUUCUCAUCUGUCCUCACUACGGGAAGAAGGUUGCCAGGAGCUGGAUAUUUGGUGGUUGUCUUAAAUAUUUAAAAUGAUUUGGAAACUAAUUUGUAUUUGUUUAUCAUGUCUCUUUCAGGAGGUUAAACGUUUUAUUGUGAACUUGGUGAGAGAGUUGUUUAUUCAAUAUUUUAAUAAAAUUAAGUUAAAUUCCUUUGCCAAAAAAA